This is a messenger RNA of Choloepus didactylus (southern two-toed sloth), 3628 nucleotides long. It is a transcript of the gene IL22RA1, whose product is annotated as interleukin 22 receptor subunit alpha 1. Bases 905 to 2620 code for a protein of 571 amino acids. Gene Ontology annotation, molecular function: protein binding. Lineage: Eukaryota; Metazoa; Chordata; Mammalia; Pilosa; Megalonychidae. The record is from RefSeq and is a predicted model, not a curated record. The transcript is spliced from 8 exons.
UCAGUUUGCUUGGUCCUCACAGCAACGCUGAGUAGAGACUACUUUUUCCAUUCUGCAGAUGAGAAAGCUGAGAACCGGUAUUAGGUUAAGUGUCCUGCACGCGGUGGCUGAGUGACAGAGGAGGGAUUCAAACCCAGUCAAUUCCAUAAGUUGAUUCGGACACCUGCUCUAUGUUCGGCCAAGUGGAAGGUUCCAGACCCCAAAGGCUCAAAACCAGAGUGCCUGGGCUUCCCCACCUCCAGCAGCUUCUCUGAGAAGAGAGCUGUCCCCAGACCUGUUGUCCGGCACAAGGGACCAGUCUCGAUAUGGGGUACGAGGAGGGACAUUGGACACUGUAAAUCUCUUCCUGCCAGAACAAAGUCAAGGAGUCUUAGCUUUUCCUUUGCUGCAUGGAACAUUCUGGAAUUCUGAAAAACAGUUUUUUUUCUCUGUUGUUCCCUUAUCUGGUUAUUUUCCUAGGAUAAAUCCCCUGGGAAUGGAAUUGCUGGGGCAAAAGGUAUGCAGGUGUGGAAGGCUUUUGAUUCAUAGUGCCAAAUUGCUCCCUGAUAGAGCCGUAUGUUGUGGAUCAUCUUGUCCUGUGCUGCCUCUCAGCUGCCCGAUAAACCUUUACAGAGUCUUGGGGUGAAUCAGCCACCGGACCAGACAAACAAGCCAACCUGUGGCUGCGGCUGUUGCUGCAAUUAGGAAGGGAACUCCCUUGGCUCCCACCCAGGGCCUGGAAUGCCAGAACACCCAGCCAGACACCUUUGUACCCCUGCUCCCCACCAGCCCAGGUCCCACCCUUGCCUUCAUUCCCCGCCCCGCGCCCGGGUGGAGUCAGCCAGCUGCCAAGGCGGCAAAGCUUCCCAGCCCUCCUUCUGCUCACGGCCGGACGGAGGCCAGCAGGGAGCCACGGGCGGCCCCGAUGCGGACACUACUGACCUUCCUGGCUGUGGGAUCCCUGGCCGCCCACAUCUCUGAGGACACCCCGGAACUUCUUCAGCACGUGAAAUUCCAGUCCAGCAACUUCGAAAACAUCCUGACGUGGGAGAGCGGGCCAGAGAGUGCAGCCGCCACAGUCUACAGCGUCGAGUAUAAGAAGUACGGAGAGACAGAAUGGCUCGCAAAGGCAGGCUGCCAGCGUAUCACCUGGAAAUCCUGCAACCUGACGGUGGAGACGGGCAACCUCACCGAGCUCUACUAUGCCAGGGUAACCGCCAUCAGUGCAGGAGGCCAGGUGGCCACCAAGAUGACCGACCGGUUCAGCUCGCUGCAUCACACUACCAUCAAACCCCCCGACGUGACCUGUAUCCCCAGCAUGAGAUCGGUGCAGAUGAUUAUCCACCCCACCCUCACGCCCAUCCUCACAGAAGACGGCCACCAGCUCACCCUGGAGGAUAUCUUCCACGACUUGUUCUACCACCUAGAGCUCCAAGUCAACCACACCUACCAAAUGCACCUUGGAGGGAAGCAGAAAGAAUAUGAAUUCGUUGACCUGACUCCUGACACAGAGUUCCUUGGGACCAUCAUGAUUUUUGUCCCAACCUGGUCCAAGGAGAGUGCCCCCUACGUGUGCCGGGUGAAAACGCUGCCAGAUCACACGUGGACCUACUCCUUCUCCGGCGCCUUCCUGUUCCUCAUGGGCUUCCUCGUCGCCGUGCUCUGCUACCUGAGCUACAGAUAUGUCACGAAGCCACCUCGGCCCCCCAACUCCCUGAAUGUCCAGCGAGUACUGACCUUCCAGCCGCUGCGGUUCAUCCAGGAGCACGUGCUGACCCCAGCCUUUGACCUUAGCGGCCCCAGCAGUCUGGUCCAGUCGGUCCAGUACUCCCAGGUGAAGGUCAUUGGGCCCGGGGAGCUCCCAAGAGCCCCACAGCUGCACAGCCUGCCCGAGCUGGCCUACUUCCAGCAGCCAGACAUCUCCCUCCUCCGGAGACACUCUCACCAGAUGGUGUCCCCUCUGUGCUACGCCCCCCAAGCUGCCCCCAAGAUGAGGCCUUCAUCCUAUGCACCUCAGGCAACCCCCCAAGCUGAACCCCCAUUCUACACCCCACAAGCCGUCUCUGAGGCCCAGCUCCCCUCCUAUGCCCCGCAGGCUGCUCCGGAGAGCUGGCCUCCCUCCUAUGGGGUGUGCCUGGAAGGCUCCAGCAAAGACUCCCCACAUGUGACACUUUCUAGUCCCAAACACCCCAGGCCUGAAGAUCAGCUCCAGAAAGAAGCACCAGCUGAAAGCUGCACCCCAGAUGGCCUUUCUCUGCAGCUUAUGCAGGAGCCCCAAGAGGCCAAAUCAUUCCACCCCACUCUGGGGGGUCUCCUGAGACCUGAGCUGCCUGUGCUGCACGGUGGGGAACCAGGGACGCCAGGGUGCCUAGAGGGCCAGCUACCCCUCCUCUCCUCUGUCCAGAUCGAGGGCCACCUUGUGUCCCUCCCUCUGCACCCUCCUUCCCCGCCCUGUUCCCCCUCGGACGAGGGCCAGAGUCCCUGGGUCCUGCUGGAGUCCGUCGUGUGUCCCAAGGAUGAGGGCUCCAUGUUCAAGGCUGAGGCCAAGAACCCAGUCCCUCAGGCCACAGAUCCGGAGCAGCCCGUCCCGCUGGACUCCCUCUUCCAAGGCCUGGCCCUGACUGUGCAGUGGGAGCCCUGAGGGGAGGCCACCCUGUCACCACCCCAAACCCGCAUCCUCAGCCGCCUCUCUGACACCCAGCCGUGCCACGUGCUCUGUGGCCCAGUUCCAGACAGCGGCCUUGAGAGAACCAGAGGAAGGAGGACGCAGGGACCCUGUCACGGGUGAGCUCCCCACCGGAGCAAAGAGCCAUGAUGAGGAGGUCUGGGUGUGCUGCGUGUGCAAAUAAAUGAGCAUAAGCACACGGAGCCCUACGGAGCAGGACGGGGCAGGCAGAGGGAGGAGAGUUAACGCAGGGGGACAUCCUGCAGAUCCAGGGCCCAAGCUCCUUGUCCGCUGGACCCAAAGCCCUGCAGGAGCCUGCCAGUCUUCAGCCCAUUCCGGCCACUUUGAUAAUCUGGUUGGACAGCGGGUGAGGCCUCUGCCCCCUCUCUGAUUCCCCAAAGAUGAGGAAUGGAGCCUGGAAACGAACACCCUGUAGUAGGCUGGGCAGGACCGGAACAACCUGCAUUUCUGGCAAAGCCAAAGGCAGCAGAAGGGCAAGACUCCAGGGAGGGGUGUGGCCUGCAGCUCAUUCCCUACCAGGGCUUCUGCCUAAAAGUCCACCAUUUCAACCUCAUUCCUUUGCCAGAGGCUCUUCCCCAGAUGAAAUGCAGGUCCAUCAGAGAGGGAGAACACCUUUUCUGCAGGUAGGCGUUUCAGACCCUAUCCUGGGAGCAGGUCUUGAAAGGAACACGGGGCAGUGUAGUCCCUGAAGGAGACACUACCAGCAAACUGUACUUACUUCGCACCUUUGGGAACUCAGCCUUGGGUUCAGCCCGGCUGGGUGCAAUCCCAGUCUUACCACUUGCCGGCCAUGUGACUUCCAGCAAAUGAAUCGUUGCUCAGAGAAAUUCAGUUUCCUCAUCUGUGAAAUGUGGAUAAUCACACCUACCUCCCGGGGUUGUGGUGAGGACAAAAGGAAGUCAUGUCUGUGACGUGUUUAACAGCGUCUGGCAUGCGGAUGUGCCCAAUAAAUGGUAACUAUUU